Messenger RNA from Penicillium antarcticum, 1065 nucleotides. RefSeq names its product isopenicillin N synthase family dioxygenase. Bases 1 to 1065 code for a protein of 354 amino acids. The transcript is spliced from 2 exons. Lineage: Eukaryota; Fungi; Ascomycota; Eurotiomycetes; Eurotiales; Aspergillaceae. Gene Ontology annotation, molecular function: dioxygenase activity. The record is from RefSeq and is a predicted model, not a curated record.
AUGGCCUCUACAAUCCAAGAAAUCCACCCAGCAUCUACCGCUGUGAACCAGGAUGAUCUCAUGAUUCCAUUGAUUGAUCUCGGUCCGUUUUUCACGGGUACACCUUCCGACAAGCAUGCUGUCGCCCUUUCUAUAACUGAAGCUUUCAAGACAUCUGGGUUUCUCUACCUCAAAUCCCAUGGCAUUCCGCCUUCCGUGGUAUCCCGGGUGUUUGCUUCCUCUGCACGCUUCUUUGCCCGACCUCAGAGCGAGAAAGAUGAUCUGGGUUGGACAACCCCACAAUCGAACCGUGGUUACGUUGCUAUCGGACGGGAGAAGUUGACCACAGUCGAUGAGACCAAUGGUGUCAAUGAUCUACGUGCAUCCGCCCCAGAUAUCAAAGAGACUAUGGAAAUUGGUCGCGAAGGAGUGGCAGGGCUUCCCAAUCGCUGGCCUGACCAUCUGGAUGAUGAAGGGAAGGGGUUUAAAGAGACUAUGCAGAGCUUCUUUCAGAUGUGCAAGUCUCUGCAUACUCAAAUUAUGCGUGCCAUUGCAUUGGGAAUGAAUCUGCCAGAGCAUUUCUUCGACGACUACGUCAAUGAAGGCGAUAAUAAUCUCCGUCUACUUCACUAUCCUGCCGUUAGCAAGGAGGUCUUCAACAAGAAUCCUAACCAGGUUCGGGCUGGCGAGCACAGCGACUACGGCUCAGUUACCCUGUUAUUCCAGGACCAGCAUGGCGGACUCCAAGUGAGAAGCCCGAAAGGGACCUUUGUGGAUGCGACUCCCAUUCCCGAUACUAUUGUCGUCAAUGCCGGUGAUCUGCUAGCUCGUUGGUCCAAUGAUACUAUUAAAAGCACCCGUCAUCGGGUAAUCCAGCCGCCUGCGCCACUCAAUGAAGACUCCACAGAGAAUACCUCGGGAGACUACCCUGCUCGAUACAGCAUCGCCUAUUUCUGCAAUCCCAAUAGCGCCAAACUCAUUGAAGCCCUGCCAGGAACUUUCGGUGAAGAGGUUGAUGUGGCCAAGAAGUAUGCGGAUAUAACUGCGGGUGACUACUUGGUCCAGCGAUUGACAGCGACUUAUUAA